CCAUGUGAUGCGGGCGGGUGACGUCCAAGGCGGUGGCCAACCUCGUACGCUGUGCCGAUGCAUCAUUCCUCAUUCACAACCAAUUCCACCAUCCUCUCCUUGACAAUCGUGGUGGAGAUUGGCGCCAGAUCAGCAGUUCACCCCUGAUUAUCCCACGCAGUGCUCGCAACCGGCAUCAUGAAGCUCCUCUACAUUGGUAUCAUCCGCAACGACUCGAAGCCGGCGCACGAGAUUGUCGCUGAGAAGGAGCUCAGCGCGUACUCGCGCUUCACGCGCAACAAUUAUGGCGAGUUCAUGUCACUCUUCUCCAAGACCGUUGCCGAGAGGACGAGGCCCGGCCAGCGUCAGGAUGUCGAAGAGCAGGACUACACAUUCCACGCCUAUGGUCGCAGCGAGGGCGUCUGCGGCAUCAUCAUCUCCGACCAGCAAUACCCCGCCCUCGUCGCCCAUCAGCUCCUCUCCAAGGUCGUCGACGAGUUCCUCACCAAGAACCCCCGCUCGGCCUGGGCCACGGGGACGCCCUCCAUCGCCAUGCCCGAGCUGCGCGAGUACCUCAGCAAGUACCAGGAUCCCCAGCAGGCCGACAGCAUCCUCAAAAUCCAGAAGGAGCUCGACGAGACCAAGAUUGUGCUGCACAAGACCAUUGAGAGCGUGCUGCAGCGUGGCGAGAAGAUUGACGACCUGGUCGCCAAGAGUGACGGACUGAGCUCGCAGAGCAAGAUGUUCUACCAGCAGGCCAAGAAGCAGAACUCAUGCUGCGUCUUGAUGUGAACGGCUGGCUGGGAGCGUUGGCGCGUUUGCCUGGGCGAUGUCUUUGGAACAUGAUUAAUUAGCAUAUACUGGGAUGCGCCACUCUUCACGCUGGAAAGACCAAGUCCCUGAGGGUGGUACAACCAUCAAUGAACAUAAUGAAGGCACACACGAUUCAUCACGGCAGGCAAGAUGUGGAGGUGACAUGUUUGUUUUUCGUUCCGUUAUUGAUUCAACACGAACGCC
Molecule: messenger RNA, 996 nt
Organism: Emericellopsis atlantica
Lineage: Eukaryota; Fungi; Ascomycota; Sordariomycetes; Hypocreales; Bionectriaceae
Product: Longin-like domain-containing protein
Exons: 4
Coding region: 178-771 (197 amino acids)
Biological process (GO): endoplasmic reticulum to Golgi vesicle-mediated transport
Cellular component (GO): Golgi apparatus
Molecular function (GO): SNAP receptor activity
Source: RefSeq, a predicted model, not a curated record